Molecule: messenger RNA, 528 nt
Organism: Saccharomyces kudriavzevii IFO 1802
Lineage: Eukaryota; Fungi; Ascomycota; Saccharomycetes; Saccharomycetales; Saccharomycetaceae
Gene: UPS1
Product: Ups1p
Exons: 1
Coding region: 1-528 (175 amino acids)
Biological process (GO): phospholipid transport
Cellular component (GO): mitochondrial intermembrane space
Molecular function (GO): phosphatidic acid transfer activity
Source: RefSeq, a predicted model, not a curated record
AUGGUCCUUUCACACAAAAGCACGCACAUAUUCCCUACCGAUUUUGCCUCCGUUUCACGCGCUUUUUUCAAUAGAUAUCCCAAUCCAUACUCCCCCCAUGUGCUUUCUAUAGAUACGAUAUCAAGGAAAGUGGACCAGGAGGGAAAUCUACGCACGACAAGGCUGCUGAAGAAGUCAGGAAAGUUGCCUACCUGGGUCAAACCCUUUUUGAGAGGUAUAACAGAGACAUGGAUUAUCGAAGUUUCGGUAGUCAAUCCCGCUAACUCCACGAUGAGGACGUACACCAGGAACCUGGAUCAUACCGGAAUCAUGAAGGUAGAAGAGUACACGACCUACCAAUUCGACGGCACUACGAGUAGCACGAUAGCAGAAAGCCAGGUAAAGUUUUCUAGCGGCUUCAAUAUGGGCAUCAAAUCAAAAGUGGAGGAUUGGUCGCGCACCAAAUUCGAUGAAAACGUCAAGAAAAGUAGAAUGGGCAUGGCAUUUGUCAUCCAGAAACUCGAAGAGGCAAGAUCUCCCCAGUUUUAA